AUGUGGCAAUCGCAGCCGCAACCGAUUCGCUUCAAUCAGUACGGCAACAACUAUUAUAAUGUUCUCGAGACGACCACGCUGAAUCCGAAUCCGAACGCUUCGAUCGAUUUUGUGGUCACUCAGGUCGAAAAGUUGGCCAAUCAGAUCAACACGCUCACCGCAGAUGUAAGUUUUUUCCAGCACAAAAUAGAUUACGGUAACUUUAAAGGCGCAGCCCCCAACUAAACAUGUCAAAUUUUCAGGGCGAAACAGCGGGACUCCAAAUAGCGGAUCGAGGUGUGCAGACAUUCAAUCGAAUGAAAGACGCGUUCAACAAUGGAACCAUUCCGAACGUGGACCGCAUUGUCGACAUUGUCAAGCAGAAGACGCACGAUUGGCCCGUCACCGAGCUCAUCGUCAUGGUCAUUGUCGGCUUGGUUCUUGUUGUGAUUACGGUAAUUUUUGCUGAAAACUCUAGACGAAAAAACGUUAUUUUUUGAGUUAAUCUUCCUCUUCCUGCUCUUCGGCGAACGAGUCACCGAGUACCGAUUCCGAAAGAAGUUGUCCGCCGAGUCGGACAUUGAGAAUAUUUGA
Molecule: messenger RNA, 573 nt
Organism: Caenorhabditis sp. 36 PRJEB53466
Lineage: Eukaryota; Metazoa; Nematoda; Chromadorea; Rhabditida; Rhabditidae
Source: the annotation of a GenBank genome assembly